GCAAUAGACACUCACAAGCAAAUUGUUAUUAACAACACUUUGAUUUUAUUCUCUGAUAAUAAAAAAAUUAUCUUCUUCAAAAUGAACAAAUUGAUGUCCUUCAUUGUAAUUUUCGCACUGCUGUCCAUUGCGACGAACUUUGCAGCUAGUUGUUGUCAAAAUGGCGGAGGUGGUGGUGGUAGUGUUUCUUAUCCCGUCACAUUUGCUGACGCAGGUGAUGCUUACGGAGGUGAUGAUGCCGUUGCAGACGGACAAGUGGGCAUCAGUGCGAUCAAUGGUGUUGCCCAGGGUGGUGAUUCUGAAACAGAUAAUAGUGACGCUGAUCAAACCUAUGGCGGAGGUGGCAGUUCUAGAGGAGGUGAUGCUAGAGAAGGUGGUGGUAACACUCAAUCCGCAGAUGGAAGCGUAACGAACCUCGCAGGUAAUGCCGUAGGUGGUGGCGCUGGUGUGAGUAGUGGAUGUAAUGGAUGUUCUACUCCAUGUCCUACAUAAAGAUCCGAUCCUGUCACACGGCAGAUUAAGUGCUCCGAAGUAUCGACAGACCGCUGACGCCGAAAGGAAACGAAAUUUUGGAUUGAUUACAGAAUACUUUAAUCUCAAUAAUGAAAUAAUAUUUUAUUCGCAUUGUAUGUCGGGUUAAAUACUAAAUACACUUUAUAAGCAUCAUA
This is a messenger RNA of Microplitis mediator, 668 nucleotides long. RefSeq names its product loricrin-like. The coding region runs from base 82 to 492 and encodes 136 amino acids. The record is from RefSeq and is a predicted model, not a curated record. Lineage: Eukaryota; Metazoa; Arthropoda; Insecta; Hymenoptera; Braconidae. The transcript has 18 exons.